This is a messenger RNA of Mesitornis unicolor (brown roatelo), 957 nucleotides long. RefSeq names its product solute carrier family 19 (thiamine transporter), member 2 (gene SLC19A2). The annotation marks the transcript as partial. Gene Ontology annotation, molecular function: vitamin transmembrane transporter activity. NCBI's taxonomy places the organism in Eukaryota, Metazoa, Chordata, Aves, Mesitornithiformes, Mesitornithidae. The transcript is spliced from 3 exons. Gene Ontology annotation, cellular component: plasma membrane. The record is from RefSeq and is a predicted model, not a curated record. Gene Ontology annotation, biological process: vitamin transport; transmembrane transport.
CCUACGGUUUUUUCUGCAGCGUGCGGCCCUCGGAGCCCUUCCUCACCCGAUACCUGCUGGGGCCACACAAAAACCUCUCCGAGACACAGGUGUUCAACGAGAUUUAUCCGGUGUGGACGUACUCCUACUUGGCGCUGCUGUUCCCACUGUUCCUGGCCACGGACUACCUGCGGUACAAGCCCGUCGUCCUGCUGCAGGGCCUGAGCCUCAUCAUCACCUGGUUCAUGCUGCUGUACGCCCAGGGGCUGCGGGCUGUCCAGUUCCUCGAGUUCUUCUACGGGAUGGGGACCGCCACUGACAUCGCCUAUUACUCCUACAUCUACAGUGUGGUCGAUGUCAACUUGUACCAGAAGGUCACCAGCUACUGCCGGAGCGCCACCCUGGUGGGCUACACGGUGGGCUCGGUGUCCGGGCAGGUCCUUGUGUCAGUGGCAGGGUGGUCCCUCUUCAGCUUGAACGUUAUCUCCUUAACCAGCAUAUCCAUUGCCUUUGGCACAGCGUGGUUCCUGCCAAUGCCGCAAAAAAGCCUUUUCUUUCACCAUGUCUUGAGUCAGCAGCUCAGUUGGGAAAUGAAGGUCAUGGACUGUAAGAAUGGAUCAGUCAUCCAAGAUCAUCCCAAUGUGCAGAGGGCACCCGGCUGGGAGGAUGAGACAAAAGUUCCCUUAAAUGGGGAGAGUCACUCAGCAGAGAAACAGUCUGUGCAAGAGCAGAAAGUCAACAUUGUGAAGGUGCUCAGAGAUCUCUGGCAGGAUUUCCUGCAGUGCUACACCUCCCAGACCUUGCUCUGCUGGUCGGUGUGGUGGGCACUGUCCACCUGUGGCUACUUCCAGGUCAUCAACUACGCUCAGGGUCUGUGGGAGAUGGUGCUGCCUUCUCACAGCACGGAGAUCUACAAUGGCGCUGUGGAGGCAGCCUCAACGCUGCUAGGUAAGCUGUCUGCAUAGCUGUUGCUCCGCU